Lodderomyces theae is the source of this 981-nucleotide messenger RNA. It is a transcript of the gene MRPL40, whose product is annotated as mitochondrial 54S ribosomal protein YmL40. The transcript has a single exon. Lineage: Eukaryota; Fungi; Ascomycota; Pichiomycetes; Serinales; Debaryomycetaceae. The record is from RefSeq and is a predicted model, not a curated record. The coding region runs from base 1 to 981 and encodes 326 amino acids.
AUGUCUUGGGUUGUCAGUCGUUCUCGUUUCAAGCGAGAUAUCAAUAAACUCCCUAGCCACUUUAAACAACAAUGGUUGAAACAGCAAGAAGCAACUGCCUUGCCCACAUUUAAAGGGUUCUUCCCAGAUAGGCUCCCAAGAUCGCAACAAAAGACGAGGUUCGAGGCUGGAAUAACAGAGGGUGACUUGGCCUACGUUACGGAGGGGAAGCACAAGGGUAAGAUUGCCGAGGUCUUGGCCUAUAGUCCAGAAUUUGAUGCCGUAUCAUUGUCCAACAUUUCCACAAAGAAGCUCUUACCAAAACCUUUUUGGCCAGAAGGUCAAACUUCUCAUGUUUAUGAUUUUCCUGAUUACAUACCAAGAAAUAAGGUAAGAGUAGUUGGUAAGAGCAAAGAAGAUGGAAGAAUAUCGUACAUGGUUGCGGAAGGAGUGGUGAUGGGGAAGCCUUACUACGAUGAUAGGUACAAAAAAUGGAUUCCGGAGAGAUACAUCAAACAUCACGACUAUGAAUUGCCGUGGCCAACUCCACCAAAGAUGAAUGAUGGAGAGUUGUCAACACCAGAAGACAAAGUCACGGAAAGGACGUUUGAGUUCAAUACGAUAGGGAAAUCUUCGAUUCCUAAACAAUUGGUUAAUCAGUUGCGUAACCCAUACAGUAAAUUCAAAAAGAGAGAACUCAAUGGAUUGCAAGUUGCAAAACUUAACGGUCCUGAGAUGCCAUUAACUAUUGAACAAAAAAUUUGGUUGGCAAAACAGACAGAGAAGCCAGAGAAGAAAUUGUACCCAUUGUCGGAGGAAGUCAAGGAGUUUAUCGGCUCCAAAAUGGCUGACCAUAUGAACAAGAUCGAAAGUCCAGAGUUGCGUCACCAUUUGGAAGUUUUAUCCCAGGUGAGAAUACCAGAUUUUGAAAAGACUUUGAAGAUAAUCGAAGAAACAAAGAAAGAAGAGAGUGUGACGGAGGAGGAAGAUAGUAGACUUUAA